UUUAGAUUGACUGAGAGAUGUCAAUUAGAGAGCCCAACCACUCUGCCCAUUCUCCCCUCUUCCUCUUCCAGAGCUGGUUCACUUCCUAUAGGGACUGAAAACCAAGUGAGGAGAUGAAGGAUUGUGCUCUACAACAUGAGAAUACGGAGAGGAUAGACACCGCAGAUAGAUCCUGAUCAUCACCCAAAGUACAACUGCACUACUGUGGGAAGACAUCCAGUCUCUUCACAGCAUUGCUCAACACAGAGAAAGUUGAGCACUGAAACCAUUAUCUGGAAAUUGGUGGGUCAGGGGACUUUGACAUAUCAACAGUUCGGCUGUGGGUGAUCGGUCAGGGUGAGGCUGGGAAGAAGUGUGAGAGGCACCAAGGUGGUGAGAGCUUUAGUUAUUCAUGAACUACUGACUCAUUCCUUCAUGGGAGAGGCUGUUCAAGUGUGAGGAGGGUUCCAUGUAUGAUUCCCAAACACACAAGGUGCAUCUGUUGUCCAUCUUGUAACACGAGGGCAGCUUCAUGGAAGAGGAGCCAUUCAAAUGUGAGGUGUGUGACCGAAGUUUCACAAACUCAUCAACGCUUGUGAAACACCGGCGCAUUCACUCUGGGGAGAAGCCGUUCAAGUGUGAGGUGUGCAAGAAAUCCUUUUCACAGUCAUCUAAUCUCCAUACGCACCAACGUGUUCACACUCGGGAGAAACCGUUCACCUGCGAAGUGUGUGACAAAUCAUUCCCACAUUCAUCAACCCUCCGCCUUCACCAACGCAGCCAUACAGGAGAGAAACCAUUCACAUGCAAGGUUUGCAACAAAUCAUUCCUUAAGUCUUCAACCCUUCGUGAACACCAACGCAUCCACACUGGGGAGAAACCAUUCACAUGUGAGGCAUGUAACAAAUCAUUCUCACAGUCAUCAGCCCUCAGCAUACACAGACGCAUUCAUACUGGGGAGAAACCAUUCAUGUGUGAUGUGUGUGACAAAUCAUUUUCAGAUUCAUCAACUCUGCAUGUACACCAACGCGUUCACACUGGGGAGAAACCGUUCACGUGCGAAGUGUGCGACACAUCAUUUUCACAGUCAUCGACCCUCCGCUCACAUCGACGCACUCACACUGGGGAGAAACCAUUCACAUGCGAGGUGUGCAAGAAAUCAUUUCCCCUGCUGGUGUCCCUCCGCGCACAUCAACGUGUGCACACGGGAGAGAAACCGUUCAAAUGCUCUGAGUGUGACAAAGGCUUCACACGUUCCUCAGGCCUCCUGGUCCAUCAGAGGACCCACACGGGGGACAAACCCUUCAAAUGUGCAGUGUGUGAUAAAGCUUUUGCGAUAUCUACAAGUUUGCUGCUCCACGGGAGGAUCCACACGGGGGAGAAACCCUUCAGGUGUGAGGUUUGUCAAGUGGUUUUCAGCCAGCCCACUGAUCUCAUGCGGCAUCAGAGGAUUCAUACAGGGGAGAAACCCUUCAAGUGUGAAAUCUGUGACCAAAACUUCAGGCAAUCUUCAGCACUAGUGCGACACCGACGCAUUCACACAGGGGAGAAGCCUUUCACAUGUGAGGUGUGCGAUAAAUCUUUCUCCAGGUCAUCAGAUCUCCUCCGACACAAGAGGAUCCAUACAAUGGAGUAAUCAUUCUGGUGUAAGGUUUGUGCUAAAGGAAUCAUGAUGUUUGUGAACCUCCUGGGACAUUGGAUUCUUAUAGUGGAGAAGCUCUUUAGGUGUAAUGUUUGGGUCAAGGAUUUCACCCAUUUGUUAUGAUUCCAGCUCAUCCUAGAGUGAAUCAGACUCUGCUUUAGUUCAUGAUGUGAGUUGUGGACAGAUUCUGUUCAGUAAUGGGUGUUUGUUGAAUACUAUGGAGAAUAUUUGUACUCUUUGUCUGGAAGAAUGACUAUCUUGAGUAUGGGGAGAGAGUGGUUGUGAGUCUGUACAGAUCUGAGUUUCCUUAAUGUAAUAACUGUGAUAUGUUCACUUUACACUCUUCCAAGAUUCAUUUCAUGUUGUGGGAAAGAUCUUGGAUCAUUUUCAAGUGCUUUGUUAUUUUGUUUUGAUUCGAAGUUUCAUGUAAGCUGAAUGUUGUGCUGUCUCUGUUUUAACAAUCCUCUGUAUAGAUGUAUAAAUCUCAAUAAAUUCACUGUUUAGGUUAAACCAA
Molecule: messenger RNA, 2135 nt
Organism: Rhincodon typus (whale shark)
Lineage: Eukaryota; Metazoa; Chordata; Chondrichthyes; Orectolobiformes; Rhincodontidae
Product: zinc finger protein 271-like
Exons: 2
Coding region: 512-1615 (367 amino acids)
Biological process (GO): regulation of transcription by RNA polymerase II
Cellular component (GO): nucleus
Molecular function (GO): DNA-binding transcription activator activity, RNA polymerase II-specific; RNA polymerase II cis-regulatory region sequence-specific DNA binding
Source: RefSeq, a predicted model, not a curated record